This is a messenger RNA of Paramuricea clavata, 2784 nucleotides long. The record is from the annotation of a GenBank genome assembly. Lineage: Eukaryota; Metazoa; Cnidaria; Anthozoa; Malacalcyonacea; Plexauridae.
AUGGCGUAUCGCUGGCUGCCAAAUAUAGAAGGAUUUUUUGGAUCUUUAUGUCAGUGUUUGUGUAGCGCCCAGGGGCAAUUGGAAAGUGGCGAAAACGGGGAUUUUGAUUACUGGUGUAGGCGUAUUCAAAACUACGAGCCAAGUUUGGAUGUAAUUGUUGAUAGAUAUCGAAGGAAUGUAGACGAUGGCGCCGAAUCAAGAUUACUUCAGAACCUUCUUACACUGCAGCAACACAUGGCCUCAAUUCGAAGUGAACUUCAAGAAUUGGCUCGCCCCCUACAAGAAAACGGUUUGCCUUGUGGAGAGACAAUUAGAACUGCUACUAUUUCAACUGGAGCAGCAGGUAGGCCUCCACUUUCGUUAAACAUGGACGAUAUUUCCAAUUUCAGAUCUCUUGGUUUUUCCUGGGUUGAUAUAAGCUCGCUGUACGGAGUGUCUGCAAGAACAUUAAGGAGACGAAGGCAGGAGUCCGGUGUAGGCGUGCAUUCGCACGAUAGUAUUACAGACGCAGAUUUAGACAAUAUUGUAGGAGAUAUUUUAGAAAUUACUCCACAAGCUGGAAGAAAUCUAGUUCGUGGGUCAUUGCAAAACAGGGGAGUGCACGUUCAAAGGAGAAGAGUAGUGGAGUCAAUACAAAGAAUAGACCCAGUGACACCCACGUUGAGAGACAGCAGGCAAAUAGUCAGGAGACGCUAUAAUGUCCCUUGCCCCAAUUUUCUUUGGUAAGUUAGUAACUAAAUUAGACUGUCUUAAGUCUAUGUUACAUGGUGCAAUUUUUCUUGUAACUUGGGCCAUUCCAUUUAAUGUACACACCCCCCUAUGGACGAGGUCAGUAAAAUUUGAACCCCUAAGAAAAAAAGUUCAAAGUGCCGACACAAACACCCCCCAGAAAUUAAGAAAUUUUUGCCUUACCCCUCAGAAAAAACGCAAAGAUCAAAGGAUGCCGAUGCACACAACCCCUCAGAAACAGCUUUUUCAACCCCCCUCAGAAAUUCUCGUCUAUAGGGGGGGGGGUGUAUAUUAAAUGGAUGGCCCCUUGCAAUGCAAUUCUACUCUUGAGAGAUGUAAAAUUGCCAAAUAUGAGUCUUCAUUACACUUCGCUGAUGUUUUCUCAACAGUCAACAUGUCGAAAAUUCUUCACUGAUUUCACUAAUUAACAUCUCUCAAGAGUAGAAUUGCAUUGCAAGUUGCAAGAAAAAUUGCACCGUGUAAAGGCGGAUUUCCAGUCCUCACACGAAGCUGCAUGCUCGCUGCGAGUUAUGCAUGAGCACGUUCAUCUAAUCACAAUGCUAAACCGUCAAUUUUAAUUAGAUGCAAGCACUCGCAGCGAGGAGCUUCGUGCGAGGACUGGAAAACCGCCUUAACAUGGCCUUUAGUAAAAAUGUCUUUCGACAUUUUACUAUAGAAUAAUAAAGUACAGAACAUUACUCUUCUCACAUAGACAGACCAAGGCAUUUAAUACAGUAUGUCUAACCGGAUGUAAGAACCUCAUUUCAUGUAGCAAACUUCACUCAAAGUGUUACUAAUGCCCGUAUUCUAAAAGCUCACUCACACUCAAUGAGUGGAGGUUCAAUCUUAGCUUCUUUUGAGUGUUAAUACUGUUUUUGAAUAGCUGGAGGGUGAGUAGUCACAUAUUAAGGUACGACACUAACCCUCCAGCUAGUCAAAAACUGCACUGGCACUAAAAGAGAAGCUCAGAUUGAACCUCCACUCAUUUUGAGUGUGAGUGAGCUUUUAGAAUACGGGCGUAAAGGUUACAGCAGUUAGCCUUCAGUGGAGCUUCAAAUUAUGUGAAUUUUGCUCGCUUGGGAUGAUCUAAUCUUCCUAUAGCCCUUGCAAAUUUUCCAAAUAAUGCAAUGUUCCCAGGAUAUUAACAUCUGGUUUGACUGUGAAAAGGAGGAGUCUCCCCUUGAUAAGCAAAAGUACAUACAAUCAUACUGUAUAGUUCCUACUAUAUCAAAAUAAAUGACUGCAAAUUUUCAUUGCAGGCACAUUGAUGGGGAUCACAAAUUAAUUAAUCCAUACAGGAUUGUGUUGCAUGGGGGUAUAGAUGGCUAUAGCAGGCUUAUUGUCUAUUUAAAAGCCUCAACCAACAAUAAGGCAUCAACAGUGCUACAAUUAUUUCAAGAAGCAGUUGUUCGUUUUAAUCUGCCCAGUAGGGUAAGAUGUGAUUUUGGACUCGAAAAUAUUGACAUCGGCAGAUUGAUGUUGGACACACGAGGUGUUAAUCGUGGAAGUACUUUAGCAGGUCCAUCUGUUAGGAAUCAAAGGAUUGAACGAUUGUGGCGGGAGGUAAACCGGGUAAUUGUCAGUCGGUUUUUAAACAUUUUUCUUUUUCUGGAAUCAAAUGGUUAUUUUGAUCCAGACAACGAAGUUCAUAUCUUAGCUUUGCAUAAUGUCUACCUGCCAUUAAUCAAUAAUUCCAUAGACGAAUUUGUGGGGCAAUGGAAUAAUCAUCCCCUAACAUCCGAGUGUCAUUACAGUCCUCUUCAGCUUUGGGUUAGAGAUAUGGUUACAUUGAGAAACUCCGGUUACAGUGCAGUGGACUCCGUACUAUUAGGGGACCAAGUCCUAGAUAAUUAUGGAGUUGAAGAUGGGUCGCAUGAAGAGGAUGCUGAAAUUGAAACUUCUAAUGUUGUAGUUGUUCCAGAAUCCCCAAUAGCACUUGAAGAUGCAGCAUGUGUGGCCUUACAAGAACUACUGCAUUAUGAUGUCACUGACGAUCCAAAUGGAAUAGCAUGUUAUAUAAGAGUAAUGAGGUAUCUUUCUAAUAUCAUACAGUAG